AUGAGCCUCCCUGACAACGGUAACGAAGCCCUGCACGCCCUGACGCCAGGCACAAACGCACCCGCCGCAUCAGCGGCGUCAAACACCAACGUUCCCCUGCUUCUAUCCACACCGUCAUCUUCUGCCAACGUUCCAAUCGACCCCCAGCUUCUUCACAUUGACUUCUUUCCUGCUCGGAAGCCCGAUGGCAGCCUCGUUGCCAAAGAAGCGUACAAAGCCCAUCUUUUCACCAUCAGAAAGAGAGAGCCCUUGCGGGCGGCAUGCUCUCACUUCGGGAUUCGCUUUGCAACACGAGCCAAUCUUGACUUUCUGCGGAACACCCUUGUCCGCCACUGGUAUCCUGCACGAGCAACUCCAAACCCCUUGCCCAAUCACGCUGUGGCUGGUCCAUUGAAAACGCUUUCCAUUGUCAUCCCGCCACGCCUAGCUCACUCUUUAGGCCAAUCAAGUAGUCAAACUGAUCAAGAACUUGUUGAAGCCGAUUUCGAUGUCGACGAUGAUACAUUGACGAAGCAGUAUGAUGUGGGUGAGGGGGUUGCAGAAGCCGUAUUUGGUGCCCUCAACACAGGUGGCCUCGAAGAGGAGGGUGAGGAUGAGGAGUUGGAGGACAUGGACCUGGACGAUGAUGUUUCAGACAAGUUUACUGCCUUGCAGAUUUUUCAGAAAGAAGCACUCGCAGCAGGAAAACUCCGUGAUGACAUAGUCGACGAGCAUGCCCUUCUCCUUUUCAUUGACUUCUGCGCCAGACGUUGCAAGCGAGAUCGUCGAGGAGAGUACAUACUUAAUACUCGCAUUGGUGCCUCACAAAUCAAGAAAGAGUUCUUCGGUGCCCUACGUAUCCGAAAGGUGCAAGAUGCUCGGGAUCCAACUUUGACUAUCAAGCGGCCUGCCACGACUGUCCAUGUUUACGAUGCGGUCAAGACUCGCAUGGAUGAGGCCCUACAAAAAGCACGCGAGGGGCUCAUUCCGGCUGAGGAUGCCCCAGACAUCAUCACCAACACGUUUCUCGCCCAGCUGUCAGACGAAACUCUCACACGAAUUUGGUAUGGUUUUCUGGAGCAUAGAGAGUUCAAGCCAACUAUCAAUGGACACCUCACGUGGACAAUGAUGAAUGCAAGUGGUAACCACAGAGACGACAUCCGGGCACUGCGGCUGUGUGAAAUGCAACCAUACCAAUUCUUGCAUCCUAACGGUGAAACAACUAUCCCCACUGUCCUCGGUUUGCAGUCAGACAUGGAACAGAAAGCUCGGUCCAAAGGAAUGAAGACAACGAUAAACCCGACUUAUACAUGUUUCAUCGCACAUAGGAACCCGGAAAUGUGUCCGUUGGGAGCAUUCGCCUUGUACCUACACUAUGUCCACGAUGUAGCCAACAUAGAUAGUAAAUAUAAUGUUGACUACGCUGUGAACAAGUCAUGGCGCAAUCUUCGGUUGAUUCACGGUUCAUCGGCCACUGUCCCGUAUCAUGAGACUGCACUCCAGAAUCUAUUUGUCCAAUCUUAUCGGAAGGCUGGCGUCGAAUCAAAUUUAAAAGCUCACCUUGCUCGCCAUAUGCUGGGAUACCACCAAGAGAAGAUGGGCCCGCCAUGGACCCAGGUUGAUGUGCCCAAGUUGUUCCUAGAACUAGUGUGUCCAAUGGCAGAGAAAAACGUUGAAUUGGUGAAAGGCCUCAAAGAUCGAGUCGGUGCCACAAACUAUUGGGAAAUGGUUGUCUGGCUUUGUCCAUUUCUGUUCCAGGCUUCUGCGGCCAUAUACCAAGUUCGACCGAAUUCCAAACUGUUCCGACUUCCCGCACUAGCCCGAGAUGAUGUCCGUCUUUGGAUGCAAAGCACCUUCCCAGUCCAUCUCGCUGCCAUCAACUCAAGCGCCGUUAGCCCAGUAUGUCUUGAGCGCCUUCAAAACGAAAUCAUGCGCAAGUCCUUGGAGCAACUCCGGCAAGAAAGCGUUAUGCAGAAAGAGCUCUUGCACAGCAACACAGCGCAAAUCGAAAAGCUCGCGCAAAUCGUGCAGCGCCGCACAUCACAAUGGACACCAGCUAAAGCUAUUUCGUAUGAAACGACAUGCCCUUCAUCAAGUGCUGUUGCCAGCAUCUCUCGGCAGCUUGAAUUCCCAUCGGACUCAACUGUGCCAAUUUUAACGGCGGCUAAUCUUGGUGCCCCAGCAGUCAUUGGUCCGGAAACUCGAGCAGCGGAAGACAUGGGUGUUUACCUUGCAAGUGACAACAGUCUCCAUGGGUUCAUUGUGCCGUUGCCUCAUUCAACAACUUCUCCACGUCCACGAACGGAGGUUGACCUUGUCCUUCCACCCCUCAUCACAUUUUGCAAACCUGGCGACGAUCUCCUCUUGGAACACCCAAUUCUCGGGCAAGGAUCUGUACACUGGAACGAUGUUUUCGCACAAGUUAAGCAACCUGGACCACUUUGGGACACGUGGAAGCCAUCAAAGACUCUCGAUCAGAUGUUGAUUCAGGACAUCUGGGAUUGCUACAACGUCGGCGAGGGCGUCGAGGAGAAUGGAGUGCAAACUGGGGUCAAACCCCCACUUCGGUUAGGACUGGUGGCUACCACUUUUAUGAUUAAUCUAUGA
This is a messenger RNA of Laccaria bicolor S238N-H82, 2586 nucleotides long. RefSeq lists its product as uncharacterized. The record is from RefSeq and is a predicted model, not a curated record. Lineage: Eukaryota; Fungi; Basidiomycota; Agaricomycetes; Agaricales; Hydnangiaceae. The transcript has 14 exons. Gene Ontology annotation, molecular function: DNA binding. Bases 1 to 2586 code for a protein of 861 amino acids.